AUGCUACUACGUCUCCCACCCGAGCUCAUCUACUCUAUCGCUGCCUUUCUCCCUACCGCAAGCUGCCUGCUGCGCCUGGCGCAAACCUGCCGUCGCCUCUACACCAUAGUCGCCGCAGACAACUAUCGUAUCUUUCAGGCCUUUGUUCAGGGUCAGUAUCCCACUGCCGCUGUUCCGCCGCUCUGGAGAGAUGCAGCUCACGCACUCACCUUGCGUUCUCAUGCCUUUCGCUGCCGCGCCGUAACCGCUCGGUAUGUCGAGCCGCCGUCCAAUGCAGUGAGGAUCGGGAAGCCCAAGACAACCCGACGAGACAGGCCGACCCUGGGAUAUCGGCCGGUGAUUGAUAGCUACGAGUCAUGGUACGGCGACCACUGGUUUGCGAGAAAAGAGGUGCUGGCAUGGGGUGCUGGAGCAGACGUGGUGCUUCGUAUCAAGGACCUGAACAGUCACGACCACCAUGCCGGAGAAGCCGGUGACAAUCGACAGGACAGCUAUGACGGCGCUAAGUGGGUUGUGUUUAAUGACUUGCCUAGCGUGAAUAGCUGGGAUGAUGUGGCAGGCCUGCAUCUGCUUGGUGGGAGCUCCUCCGUUGACUCUCCCGACGCUGAGGAUCUCAUCGUUGGACGUCGAAACGGGGAGCUUACUCGCCUAUCUAUUUCGCCUAGCCAGGGCUCUGCUACCCACGGGGCAUCGUUUGAUACCCAAGGCCACAAGUUGGACUAUACAGACCUCAGUGCUGGGACCGAGAGGGUCCUGGCUGUUUCUCUGGAUCGAGGCGAGAUAGCAUUCUAUAAACUGGACUCACCGGAUGAUAUCGUGCAGCCUUUUGCUAGCUUAAAGGAGCUUCUGCAUGGCGCUUCGAGAAAUCGAUGCUCGAAGCUCCUUUCGGACCAGCGAAUCGUCGUUGGAGCUGACGGCGGGUCUUCUAAGAUCGAUGUCUAUAGCUUUGACCCGGUAGACGUGGGGAUAGCGUGCUCUAUUCGAAUUGAAGACUACGAGUCAGAAAGAAAGCCACGGGUUACUGCGAUGGCACCGCUGCCAGCGCUGAGCUCUAUGAAAGAAACAAGCUCCCAGGACCUUUUUCUAUCGGGCUGGGAAGACAGUAAAAUAAGGCUCCAUGAUCUACGAUCUUCACGGCCAUGUGUUGCAAUUUACGGUGAUACGGUAGAUGAUAGCCCAGUGUAUUCCCUGCUUCCAAUCGGCCACGAACGGUUGAUGGUUGGCAGUGGUGCGCAUGGUCUUCUGAAGCUUUUUGAUUUGAGGGUUACUGGAAAUCAUCAGAUUGAUUCCAGUAACAUAUCCCCGUCAGUACCAAGGUGGAAUCGUCGACGAAGGAGUUAUAAUUCGGUUGUGCGUGGUUUUCAACUGAAUCUGCCUACAAGUGCUCCUAAGGGCAUAUCAAUAUUCCUUAGUGACAGGCAACCUGAAAAUCGCCAUAACACUAGGUUUCAACGGAGCCUCAGGCCCCGGUAUCGAGGACCCGUGUACACCAUGUCUCUCCCAUCUCCAACAUCGUCAACACUAUACGUUGGCCUGGUAAACACUGUGAUGAGGCUGGACAUGGUUGGGACGGAGGACUUGUUCGCGGCUGGCGAAAAUGAUAAGGCUGGACAGAACUGGUCUUCAUUAAAUCUAAGCUUACCACUCAAUGCGAGAGCUUCUCCUGGUCACCAGCCGGCUGACCUGUCUUGUUAUGAACGCCCAUCUCCUGAAGAUAACGGGAGAGGUAUACGUUUGUUUGUUCAAAAACCGUUCUGGAGCUCGCCGGCUGCUGCGCAUCAGGAUGAUCACAUUCCUGGCUGGGACCAACGCUGGUUCCAACCUUCACUCAAUAGAAGCACCCAACCAGAGGACAGGUGGAGAUGA
Molecule: messenger RNA, 1866 nt
Organism: Nannizzia gypsea CBS 118893
Lineage: Eukaryota; Fungi; Ascomycota; Eurotiomycetes; Onygenales; Arthrodermataceae
Product: F-box domain-containing protein
Exons: 2
Coding region: 1-1866 (621 amino acids)
Molecular function (GO): protein binding
Source: RefSeq, a predicted model, not a curated record